UUUUGCGGCGGUGGCGGCGGCCAGAGAGCGAGAGUACGAAGUGCGGCAACCCGAGUCAUGGCAGGACAGGCAUUUAGAAAGUUUCUUCCCCUCUUUGACCGAGUAUUAGUUGAAAGAAGUGCACCCGAAGUUGUAACCAAAGGAGGCAUUAUGCUUCCAGAAAAAUCGCAAGGAAAAGUAUUGCAAGCAACGGUAGUAGCUGUUGGAUCGGGCUCUAAAGGAAAAGGUGGAGAGAUUCAACCAGUUAGUGUGAAAGUUGGAGAUAAAGUUCUUCUCCCAGAAUAUGGAGGCACCAAAGUAGUUCUAGAGGACAAGGAUUAUUUCUUAUUUAGAGAUGGUGACAUUCUUGGAAAAUAUGUCGACUAAAAUAAGUCACUAUUGAAAUGGCAUCACGUGAAGCUGCCCGUUCCCCCAAUGGCAUCAUGUGAAGCUGCCACUGAAGUUCUGAAAUCUUUCAUCCUGUAAAUAAUUUCCGUGUUUCUUUUAUAAUAAAGUAAUGAUAUCCAAACUAAAAAAAAAAA
This is a messenger RNA of Eubalaena glacialis (North Atlantic right whale), 521 nucleotides long. RefSeq names its product 10 kDa heat shock protein, mitochondrial-like. NCBI's taxonomy places the organism in Eukaryota, Metazoa, Chordata, Mammalia, Artiodactyla, Balaenidae. The record is from RefSeq and is a predicted model, not a curated record. Gene Ontology annotation, molecular function: ATP binding; protein-folding chaperone binding; metal ion binding. The transcript has a single exon. The coding region runs from base 58 to 366 and encodes 102 amino acids. Gene Ontology annotation, cellular component: mitochondrial matrix.